AUGGAAAUGAUUUGUACUGUCAAGACGCUAGAUGACCUAACCGAUGAACUACAGAAACGUGGGUAUCAACUUUUGCGUAGCGCAGUUUAUCUACGUCUUUUACCUCGCAAAUCCUUGAGCAUCGAAGGAAAAAGGCAUGUAAAAACUGCGCCAGUAAGGUUAAUCAGAGCACAGAAUACUCAGCAUAGGAACCAUCCAGACACAAAAUUUGCAAGAUCGUCAAUACAGAGCCUGGAAGAGAUUGCUUCAUUACUUGGCCCCGAAGAAGUUACUUUCCACAGCCAGGUUAUCAUAUUUAGUACAAAAAUACAAUUCUGUUUUAUGGUAACUUUUCUUUGAAAUUAAGCAAAAAAUUUCAUGUUAUACGUUUUCAAAUUCUAUUUUUAAUAGGAUGAUAAAGCUCGUGUCCCCAUAGGUCUAACAGCAGCGAACAAGCAAAGCCCGAUGAUGAUGCAUAUGCAAUAUCGUGUUCAGCUAUCAGAUCACGACUUUGUCGUGGCAAAAUCUCAUAAGCUAAUUCCGUCCGUUAUAGCAGCUAUGAAAGUGAAAGAAAACUGUAUAGGAGAACAGGUAGAUCUAUUCGCCAUCAAGAGAAUUAUUUUUUCAAGUUGCAUUGACCAGUUUAAAAUACAUUAAAUUAUACACAAUUCUAAUUCAAUGAACUUGUGUUCUUCUUACAUCUCUUAAGGGUGUUACAUAUUCUGGACCAACUUACGUAGGAAUUUGCAGCGCAAAACACACGUUGUCAUCAGCAUAUGCACAUUUAAAGGAUAUGAACAGAGUAUGUGAGUUGUCAGAAUUUAAGGAAAGUCUUUUUACGAGUGAUGGUAUUAGCAAACCGAUCAUGAUGGUAACUGUAGAUGGUGGCCCAGACGAAAAUCCGAGGUAAUAUAAUUUUGUUUUUGAAGAAUGCAGGUCAAUAAAUGCAGUAAGGAAUAAUGAGAUAUUUCUCUUUCCUGUGUUUUAUAGAUACGAGAAAACCAUCAAGUGCUCUAUAAGCUACUUUUUGCAGCAUGAUCUGGAUGCAUUUUACCUAGCUACAAAUGCUCCUGGUCGAAGCGCAUUUAAUCGAGUUGAACGACGCAUGGCCCCUCUUAGCCAUGAUUUGGCUGGAGUAGUUUUACCUCACGAUACCUAUGGAACUCAUCUCAAUGCGAGGAACGAGACGGUUGACAAAGAAUUAGAGGUAAAAAAUUUUGCCAAAGCUGGUGAGACACUGGCUGAAAUUUGGGGCAAGACUGUGAUCGAUUGGGUAUGAUACUGUUGCUGAGUACAUUUCUCGGGAAUAUGAAACGUCCAUAUUGACUGAAAAAGAUCAGGAGUGGCAUGCAAAACAUGUUCGUGAGAGCCAGUAUUUAUUGCAAAUUGUGAAAUGCGACAAUCAAAGUUGCUGCGGUUCGAGAAGAAGUUCUCUUUUUCGAUUUCUACAUGAUGGAUUUUUACCUCCUCUUCCUGUUGUGCAAGGAAAGAAUGGCCUUGAGUAUGGAGAGAAUAAAGAAAACAGCAAAUUCGUUUCACUGUUUACAAAUCUUGCCAUCAACAAGAAUAUUUUUCCACCAAGAGUUGCUGUUAAGUUUCCAAAAGGCACCCCAUACGACUUUGCAUGUCCUAACGUUGAAAAGGAUUUACCAAGAAGGGUUUGUGCCAAAUGUGGUCUGUACUUUGCCACAAUCAAAUCUAAUGCGGCGCAUAAAGCAUGGUGCAGUGCAAGGUUAGUUUCAGGAAAAUAAUAUUAAAUAUAUAAAAUUAUAUUGUUUAUUUGUUUGUUAAAUUUUCUGGGCAAUUUUUCUGUUUUUAAGAACUCCAAUUUCUUGCUCAGUUGAACAGAUUCGUCCUCAAAGAAUUGCUGCACGCCGUCAAAGGGAGCUCAUGUGUGUUUUAGUUGAAGAAGAAAGCGCUAUGGAGGAGUUGGAGUGGCAUGAAGAGCAGUAUGUGGACACAACAGGCCUAAAUAUUCCCCAGCUGGAAAAUUAUGUUGAGAAUGGAACACCUGUAUAUACGCUGGAGGACAGAGCACCAGCUUGGAAAAAUGUUGAAGAUUAA
Molecule: messenger RNA, 2043 nt
Organism: Paramuricea clavata
Lineage: Eukaryota; Metazoa; Cnidaria; Anthozoa; Malacalcyonacea; Plexauridae
Source: the annotation of a GenBank genome assembly